AUGGAUGGACCCAUUGAUGAAAUACGGGAAGUUCUUCCCAAGAAAGGACUUGUUCAUUAUGAAGACUAUGAGAAGUUCAUUCUCUGCAAGCCAAAGAUCCUCCCUUUGAAGCCAGUGACCCUAGAAAAGCUGGAGCAGAUGCAAAGAGAGGCUCAUCAAGUCGCCAAAGAUCGGAUAUCUUCUGCUCAACCUGGACAUUCUCGGCGAAGUUGA
Darwinula stevensoni is the source of this 213-nucleotide messenger RNA. Lineage: Eukaryota; Metazoa; Arthropoda; Ostracoda; Podocopida; Darwinulidae. The record is from the annotation of a GenBank genome assembly.